GCUAUAUCGUUUCCAGCUCGACUCGGCAGGUGGUUACCUAAGCAAUGGAUGCAGGUUUACCAGAGAGCUGUGAACCCAGGCUGGGUGGAGAAGGGGAUAGCACAGCUACAAAGGCUGUUUCCCUCAUGGAUAGUGUCCUUCCUUCUAAGCAGAAGAGAAAUACAGAGGGUUUGCACAGUAGUCACAGUCCAACUGUCACAACAGCAGACCCUCCCAAGGGUCCUGAAGACGAUGAUGAUGAUGUUGUGUUGGUGGAGGCCUCCGCCCCCACUCUCGAAGCCAGAACUCCCACGAAUGCCCCCUCCCCCAAACUCACAGACUGCACCAAGAAAAGUGCCAUGGCAACAGCAUCAAUGCCCACACAAACCUCAAAGACUCCUCCUGCUCCUGCCCUGGCUCCAGCAACAGAGACCAAGAGCCAGAGUGAGACCAUCGUGAUUGACGACGAGGAGGACUCCUCUGAGCAGACGAACUCUGUCUCGCUCUCCACGGCGGGGGGUGCCGUCCCAGCCUCCUCUGACAGCACUGCCCUGAGCAGCACGGAGCCUGACUCCGAGAUCAAGAUCGCUAGCGUUACCACUCUGGGCGUGGCCGCCGCGGAGGCCCCCCGCGCUGUUGCCAUGACAGCGGCAGCGCCAGCAGGCCCUCAGGGAGACAUGAACCUGAUGAUCACCAGCGUGACGUCACUACAGAGCGGCGGCUCUGCAGGGGCGGGGCCAGGUUCAGAGCAGGCAAGCAGCCUGUGUAUUAGCAACGCCUUCAGCCUCAACCCUGAGAGCCAGGGCUCCCACACCGAGCCUUCCCCCAGCAAGCCUGCCACAUUUAACCCCGGCCGCGCCAGCACCGCAAGAGAGCCAGGGCAGAACGGAGAGACUGCAACACACCAGAAACCUGAUUCAUGGAUCUCUCAGUCGGCCUCUUUCCCACGAAACCAGAAGCAGCCUGGUGUGGACUCCCCAGCGCCGGCAGCCUCCCUACCCAAACCAGUGGCCUCGCCCUCAGGCACCCAACAGCCCUCUAGAUCAGUGAAGGUCACCUGUGCCAACUGUAAGAAGCCCCUGAAGAAGGGCCAGACCGCCUACCAGCGCAAAGGCUCCACCCACCUCUUCUGCUCCACCACCUGCCUCUCUGCCUUUUCCCACAAGCCCGCCCCCAAGAAGAACUGUGCCAUGUGCAAGAAGAACAUUACUGGUAUGAAAGGAGCGAUUGUAGCCCAGGUGGACUCGAGUGAGUCCUUCCAGGAGUUCUGCAGCACUGGCUGCCUGGCGUCAUAUGAGAACAAACAAAGUGAGCCCAAGUCCCCCAUGAAGACCAAAUGUAGUGUCUGCGGAAAACUGACAGAAAUUCGCCAUGAGGUCAGCUUUAAGAACGUCACCCACAAGAUCUGCAGCGACCUGUGCUUCAACCGCUACCGCAUGGCCAACGGCCUGAUCAUGAACUGCUGUGAGCAGUGCGGGGGCUACCUGUCCAGCAGGGCCUCUGCAAACCACUUUCUUGUCGUCGACGGCCAGCAGAAGCGCUUCUGCUCCCAGAACUGCGUCAAGGACUACAAGCAGACACAUGGGAAGACGACUAGCUGCAGCGGGUGCAACUCUUCGUUCAGCUCUUUUGACGCCAUUCACUGCAUCGGGCCCAGCGGCACCAUGGAGCCCUACUGCUCCACUGCCUGCAUUGGCAAGUCCAAGAGCUCCAGCACCAGCAUCACCACAGAGCCUACGUGUCAUUCAUGUAAAAGAAGAGCGCUACCACAGUACCAGGCCGCGCUGCCAGACGGAGCAGCCUAUAACUUCUGCAGUUCCAGCUGUGUAGCCAAGUUCCAGAGUGCUAAUGUUCAAACAUUGAAUGGCCAGACUACACACUCCUCCACAUCCGGCAGCAUCCAGCUGAAAUGCUGUUACUGCAAAGCAGCCUUCAGCCUGAAGCCCCAAACACUGGAGUGGGAGAAUAAAGUCUACCAGUUCUGCAGUGCAACCUGCUGUGAAGACUACAAGAAGCUGCACUGUAUAGUAACGUUCUGCGAGUACUGUCAGGAGGAGAAGAUUCUCCAUGAAACAGCCAAAUUCUCAGGGGUCAAGAAGCCUUUCUGCAGUGAGGGCUGUAAGCUGCUGUUCAAGCAGGACUUUGCCAGGCGCCUGGGCCUCAAGUGUGUCACAUGUAACCACUGCCACCAGAUGUGCAAGAAAGCGGUGACUAAGAAGGUGGACGGAGUGCAGCGGGACUUCUGCAGCGAGACCUGCACCAAGAGGUUCAAUGACUGGUACUAUAAGUCAGCGCGCUGCGACUGCUGUAAGCUGCAGGGGAACCUGACGGAGUCGGUGCAGUGGCGAGGCGAGAUGAAGCACUUCUGCGACCAGCAGUGUCUCCUGCGCUUCUACUGCCAGCAGAACGAGCCCAACCUGUCCACACAGAAGGGUCCGGAGAACACCGCCUUCGGGUAUGGAGGGCAGUCACCUGAAACCAAAGCAAUGGUGUAUAGCCAGAUGGCCGCGUCACGACACGCCGAUGGGGGCAUUCUGAAGGAUGUGAAAAACAAGGCUGUAUUGUGCAAGCCCCUCGCUGUGAGCAAGGCUACCUACUGCAAACCGCACAUGAAGAGCAAGCACUGCCAGACAGAGGAGGUUGUGAAGAAGGAGUAUGUUCCAGUCCCUGUCCCCACCCCCGUCUACAUCCCUGUGCCAAUGAACAUGUAUGCACAGGCCACGCCCACACCUGUGAUUCUGCCUGUCCCGGUCCCUGUGCCAGUGUUCCUGCCCACUACCCUGGACAGUGCGGAGGAGAUCCUGCAGACCAUCGCUGAGCUGAAGGCCAAAGUCCCCUGCAGCACCCCGGAGGCUGACCUACUUGCAGAGGAAGAGAAGCCUAACUGCACAGAUGUGAAAUGUGAAAGCGUAGAGGACACAGCCCGAAGGAGAGGGAGGGUAAAGCGCGAGAACAGCAGCAGCAGUGAGGAGGAAGAGGAGGAAGAGGAGGAGGAUGACUCCUACCAACCCGAGCUAGAUCUGGAGGAUGACUUCCCCUCAGUUCCGAAUCCGGUCCCCACCGUUGAGGGCCUGGAUGCUGACAUUGGGUUCACGUUGCCUCUGGUUCUGGGGGAGGAAAAAGAGGAGAAGCCGCAACUUGCAGUUAAAAGGAAGGGACGCAAGAGGAAGGCAGUGGAGAGGGACACCUUGCCCCCAUCGCCUGAUACCCCAUCGGACAGCCGCUCCUUCCCCCUGAAGUCCAGGUACGGGGUGAAUGCCUGGAAGAGAUGGGUGCUGACACGGAUCGACAACCCCAACGAUGUCACAGUGAAGCAUCAGCUAAAAGAGGUAAAGCCAGUGAGGUUGAAGAGGAAUUUGCUGUCUCUCAGUGCGGCGGAACUGAACGACGGUCUGUCCCGCUUUGUUCGCGAGGUCCGCCGGCCUAAUGGGGAGAGCUACGGUCCCGACAGCAUCUUCUACCUCUGCCUCGGCAUCCAACAGCAUCUGCUGGACAACGGGAGAACCGAUGACAUCUUCAGUGACCCCAGCUACCAGCUGUUUGGAGAGGAGCUCAACAAGGUCCUUAAUGGCUGGCAGCCCAGUGUGCUUCCUGACGGCUCUCUGUGGGGCAGGGUGGAGGAGCAGGCCUUGUGGAGCAGCCAGCAGCUGGGCCAGCACUCCCCCAUCGCGCUGCUCCGCUCUCUGCUCUACCUCAAUACCAAGUACUUUGGCCUGAGGACCGUGGAGCAGCACCUGCGCCUGUCCUUCGGGAAGGUCUACGGCCACCGCAAGAUCAGCCCGCACUCCAAAGCGACGUCCAUCUGCAUCCGGAUACCCACCAUUUCACAGGAACAGCGAGUGAAAACGGGCACGAGGAAGAGGAAACACAAGGCGGACUACGGCGACCCCGACAACGAGCCAGACAACGACUCAGGAAACUUCUCUCACUGUCCCAUCAGGAAGCAUGAGUGCCUCUUAUACGAGCUCUACCUCUCCAAGUGUCCCACAGCUCUUAAGAAUAGAACGGACAUGUUCUACAUGACGCCUGAGGUCACGAGCAGCCUGGACAGUCCCCUGUGGUACAGCUCCGCCCCCCUGGAGAGAACUGUCCUAGAGACACUCCUCACCCGCAUCCUGCUGAUAAAGGACAUCUACAACCAAAGGGACCUCUCAGAAGAGGACGAUGAGGAGGAGAACGAUGUCAGCCAGUAGCCCCGGCCUCUCCCCUGCCAGAGGCUCGCAUGGCAUUGCAAAAGUGUUGCCUUCCGUUUCACUCC
Megalops cyprinoides (Indo-Pacific tarpon) is the source of this 4237-nucleotide messenger RNA. RefSeq names its product zinc finger, MYM-type 2 (gene zmym2). Bases 45 to 4172 code for a protein of 1375 amino acids. The transcript has 23 exons. Gene Ontology annotation, molecular function: zinc ion binding. The record is from RefSeq and is a predicted model, not a curated record. Lineage: Eukaryota; Metazoa; Chordata; Actinopteri; Elopiformes; Megalopidae.